CCCUAGUUAAAAAAUGCCACAUUAAUACCAGAAGAUUUCCUUCUUAUAUCUUUGAAACCCCAAAAAAUGAUGAAGCCAUUGCAUCCAGUUGGCGAUGAAGAUUUGUUCUUCCAGAUUUCAUUUCUGAACCGUUCUCCUCUCUCAAUACAAACGAUCCCAGAAGAUGACAUCUUUCAUGAAACUGCAGAAGUGAAGGAUUACGAAAGCUUUCCGCCUAAUUUUGGGAAUGAAGUUAUACCAAAGGGGAAGGGAAAGCAGCAGCAAAAGGAAUUUCCAGUUAAAAAUGCUGAAGAUGCUAACAAGAAGUGGAUGCAUAGAGAGACAGAAAGACAAAGACGACAAGAAAUGGCCGCUCUUUUCGCCUCCCUCAGAUCCGCUUUGCCUCUCGAAUAUAUCAGGGGAAAACGAUCAACAUCUGAACAAAUUGAUGGGGCUGCGAAAUAUAUCAAACACCUAAAGAACAAGGUAAACCAAUUGAAGGCAAAGAGAGAUGAGUUGAUGAAAAAUGGAAAUGGAAUCUCUGUUAUUGUUCAUCCUCACAAGGGUGGAGCUGAGAUUAUCUGCAGUUAUAGGUUCAGAGAGUACUUAUUUACUCAGUCAACACUCUUGAGUAUUUUGAUCAAAGAAGGGCUUAACGUGGUGGGCUGCACUUCUAUCACAAGGGACGAGACGUUCAUUCACACAAUCCAAUUAGAGGAUUCUGAUAUCGCUGAGAGUACUACUGAAUACUCUGAACUGCAAAGGAAGCUUACUGCAGCAAUAUUAUCUACAGAACAGAGAGACUGCAUCUGAACCAGAAAACUGUUGAUAUGUUGUUGCGCCGAUUUUGAACUUUACUAAUUCGAGCCAUUUGUACCUCCACGUGUAAUAAAAUCAUUGCUGAAAUGUAGUGCGCAUUCGAAUAAGGGGCUAGAUGCUUAGGUCGAGAAUACACUUUGAUAUUGGCUUAAUUAAUUGGUGUCUUUUCCAUGCAA
Molecule: messenger RNA, 974 nt
Organism: Prosopis cineraria
Lineage: Eukaryota; Viridiplantae; Streptophyta; Magnoliopsida; Fabales; Fabaceae
Product: transcription factor bHLH118-like
Exons: 4
Coding region: 67-792 (241 amino acids)
Biological process (GO): regulation of transcription by RNA polymerase II
Cellular component (GO): RNA polymerase II transcription regulator complex
Molecular function (GO): RNA polymerase II transcription regulatory region sequence-specific DNA binding; DNA-binding transcription factor activity, RNA polymerase II-specific; protein dimerization activity
Source: RefSeq, a predicted model, not a curated record